Colletotrichum chrysophilum is the source of this 990-nucleotide messenger RNA. RefSeq lists its product as uncharacterized. The coding region runs from base 1 to 990 and encodes 329 amino acids. The record is from RefSeq and is a predicted model, not a curated record. Gene Ontology annotation, biological process: oxaloacetate metabolic process; L-glutamine metabolic process. Gene Ontology annotation, molecular function: omega-amidase activity. Gene Ontology annotation, cellular component: mitochondrion. Lineage: Eukaryota; Fungi; Ascomycota; Sordariomycetes; Glomerellales; Glomerellaceae. The transcript has a single exon.
AUGCGCCUCGCCCUCCGAACCCUCUCUCACCUCACAUCGUCCGUCUUCAAGCCGUCCUCCCAGCGCCUCGUCCCGUUCCGCACCAUGGCCACCUCCGCAUCCCCGGUGCUCAAGCAGCCCGUCAAGCUCGCCUGCAUCCAGCUCGCCUCCGGCGCCGACAAGACGGCCAACCUCGCCAACGCGCGGUCCAAGGUCCUCGAGGCCGCCAACGCCGGCGCCAAAAUCGUCGUGCUGCCCGAGUGCUUCAACUCGCCCUACGGCUGCGACUACUUCCCCAAGUACGCCGAGACGCUGCUGCCCUCGCCGCCGACCAAGGAGCAGUCCCCGAGCUUCCACGCCCUCGCGGCCAUCGCCUCCGAGAGCGGCGCCUACCUCAUCGGCGGCUCGAUCCCGGAGCUCGACGCCAAGACCGGCAAGUUCUACAAUACGAGCCUCAUCUUCUCGCCCAAGGGCGAGCUGCUCGCGAGCCACCGCAAGGUGCACCUCUUCGACAUCGACAUCCCGGGCAAGAUCACCUUCCGCGAGUCCGAGGUGCUCAGCCCCGGCGACAGCGUGACGGUCGUCGACCUGCCCGAGUACGGCAAGAUCUCGGUCGCCAUCUGCUACGACAUCCGCUUCCCGGAGCUGGCCAUGAUCGCGGCGCGCAAGGGGUGCUUCGCGCUCGUGUACCCGGGCGCGUUCAACCUGACGACGGGCCCGAUGCACUGGCGCCUGCUGGGCCAGGGGCGCGCGGUGGAUAACCAGAUUUAUGUGGCCAUGUGCAGCCCCGCGCGCGACAUGGACGCGACGUACCACGCGUGGGGGCACAGUCUCAUCAUCGACCCGAUGGCGAACGUGCUGACGGAGGCUGAGGAGGGGGAGACGACUGUUGCGUGGGAGCUGGACGGCACGAAGAUUGAGGAGGCGAGGAGGAACAUUCCUGUUAAUACGCAGAGGAGGUUUGAUGUGUAUCCGGAUGUCAGUUCGGCGAAAGUCGACGGCAAGCCAUGA